Molecule: messenger RNA, 830 nt
Organism: Brassica oleracea var. oleracea
Lineage: Eukaryota; Viridiplantae; Streptophyta; Magnoliopsida; Brassicales; Brassicaceae
Exons: 3
Coding region: 1-813 (270 amino acids)
Source: RefSeq, a predicted model, not a curated record
AUGUCCAUAAGAAACACGUUUCCUAUCAAAAAUGGACAGGAACUCUCAUCUCGAUCAGUAUCAUUUUGUUCUCCUCUGUAUGCAGUGACGAUCAUUGAUCGUUUCCCAUCUCGUGGAGCACACAAGCAAGGUGCUGUGGGCGGUUACCCUACUCCUCCUCCAGGCGGUUACCCCACUCCUCAUUCAGGCGGUUACCCUACUCCUCAUUCAGGCGGUUACCCUACUCCUUCUCCAGGCGGUUACCUUACUCCUCCGGCCGACGUCGGAUCCAUCGUGCUUGCCGGUUCGGAUUCUGUUUCUGAGCCUGAGUUUUUCAAUCCUUUUGCUGCUCAGCCUAAUUUCAAAAGAUUCCUAAUCCCACAUGUCCCUCAACUUGACCCCAGCCAUCUGAUCCCAUCGCAAGAUCGCCUCUACCGGCUUGUUUAUCCUUCUCCUAGCUUUUGGACCUUCACUUGCCUAAACCCACAGCAAGCCUUUGCUGUUAAAGCUGAUUCCAUAACUAUGGAUGGAGAGGUUAGACCAGUGGUCUCACCAUGUUACCACCACUUUCCCAAUGGUGACAAGGUCUCUUUCCUUAGAGAUGGAACGGUUUGGUUUGUUAAACCACCACCGCCUUUUCCCGUUUCAUAUUCUGCUUCUUUGGGAUGCACUCUUGCUGUCCCUGUUGGUGCCACUGUGAAUUUUUGUGAUAGUAUUAAUGAAUUUCUCCGUGAUGAGGAUGAGUUGGGGUACUUCACUGGAUGUUAUGACGGUACGUCUUCUUUCUUUUUUUUGAUUCAUUUAUUAUUCUUUUUGGGCAAUUCUAUUGAUUAAAAUUAUCUUUUCUUCUC